Messenger RNA from Pseudogymnoascus verrucosus, 2049 nucleotides. RefSeq lists its product as uncharacterized. The transcript is spliced from 2 exons. Bases 860 to 1828 code for a protein of 322 amino acids. Lineage: Eukaryota; Fungi; Ascomycota; Leotiomycetes; Thelebolales; Thelebolaceae. The record is from RefSeq and is a predicted model, not a curated record.
CGAACCCGGAUGCACCAAGAUUGUGGAUGGUCCAAAUGACCGUUAGACCAUCAAAGAUUGUUGACGGAAACGGGAUAACGGGAAACAAGUACCAGUGCUGCUUUUUAGCCUAGUUUCUCGUUGGCACAAAGGACUGUUUUUAGAAUUAUGCACAACACGGCUUCUUGUUUUCCAUCCUCUGGUGAGAAGCCUCUACCUGCAACAACGUCUCGUGCUUCCCGUUCCCUGCGGUGGCCAAGCCCCCUUAGGCUCGGGAAUGAUGGGUUUAUAAGCGCUUACAGAGCAUGAGCUGGCUGGUCUCUGGUGAUUCAACCCGCAAGUUGCUGCAACUUCCACGCUGCUUGCUCACUUAAGAACCCCAUAACAAAAAGCGAAACGAUUGGUGGAUUCUGAAAUCUGCCUAGGGCCUUUCGAAAGGCUGCAUCCUGUGUCUUCGAUGAAGACAACGGCUUCACGGAAACGCAAAACAGUUGGUGAAUUCUGGAAAUCUGCCUCGGGGCUCGCGAAAGGCCGCAUCAUGUAUGUUACACGAAGCUGUCGCGUGCGAAUCACAGGGCAAGUUGCCAAGCCGGAUGAUCUCUUCAGGCCGAAGCCAGCCCGUAGACUACAUACAGUCGAACCUCUUUAAGACGAUGUAUUCCGUGCCAUUAUUUAGUGUCGUCUUAUGAGGAUAUCGUGCUAUUGAAUACUAUUUACACCACCAGUCAAGAUUUGGUUCCGCCAAAAAAAUCGCACUAUCGAGGAUAUAGGCAUAAGGGGUAUCGUCUUAAGGAGGUUCGAGUGUAGUACGAAAGCGGACUCCUCUGCCGUUAAAUCAAUAUACUUACUACCAACUCGUCCCUUCUUCCUCGCAAAGGCAAUGGACAGGACACCUCAUCUGUCUCGACGGAGCCGUCGGAGAUCCCCGUCUUCAGCAAGGAUCGCAAGAAUCGAGAGAUAUACACAGCUCCUUUCGCGAAUGGACUUGGUGCGGAUGCAGGAGGAGAUCGAUGCUGAAGAAGAGAGACAAUCCCGUCUAACCCCGGAGGAAAGGAUGCGAGAAAAUGGACAAGAGCUACAACGCCGGCUCGAGUGCGAACCCGCAAUCGCCAUUCUCCUUCAGCGGUCUCCGCCAGGACAUAUGGUACGCGCAGAAUGCCGGGCAGUAUCGUGCCCUAUCGCGGCUAUGUCGCCAAGUGACAAGGGUCGUCGCAUCAUGGAUGUUUACAGAGCUGUCCUUGUGAGUGACGAAGACCAGUAUUUCCACAUAUCCUGCCUAGAGAAGAUGAUUACGUUAUCAUCGCUAGCUCCGUCUCGAUUUAAGCUUGAUAUGAACGGUUAUAGGUGGCGUGACGGCUGGCCUUGGACAUGGGGCCUGAUGCUGCGGAAAUGGUUCGAGCAUAGUGGAUGCAUCGACCUUGCUAAGAUUGCGGAGUAUAUUGACGCAUACGACACGUUCAAAGAAGCGGACAGCGACUUUAUGACCCAAUGGGGUGAAUGGGAGCACACUCACCGGCGCGAGUGUGCUGCAGAUCUAGGAUCUUGCGGAUGCCCGCCUGAGCCGAAGGGACCAGUAUCGCCGAUGCUCGAGGGCUACAAGACGGAAAAGGCCAAGAUAUGCUCUAUUGGUGAGGUCCUUCGCCAUCCAUAUCUGGAAAGACUAUCUGCGCAGAUCCACACUUCUCUCCACGAGAGCAUUUUAGUGUUUCCGGAGCAAGAACCUUGUGGAGGUGAAGCGCAAAAAGACGGCUCGAAUCUCGAGCCGAGGCCCAAGGACGAGGACAACCCUUCUCCGAUGAAUGAGGCUAGCAAAACUGAAGAAGGAGGUGCUUGUUCACAUCAUGUAUAAAUCAGAAACUUGUCAGAUACAUAAAAGGUGCGGUUAUUUGAGAGGUGAAAGACUCUGCAGUUGGUUUUAUACUAGUAGUAGCUAACAUCAUAUGUGACGCCACUUGUUGGGAUUGAGGACGCAGAUCAUAUGUCUGAUGCACAGUCGUUAAGCGAACCUAGUAUAUAGAGUAGAGUAGUUUUAUCGUUACAUCUCUGAAGACAGGCUACAAGUUGCAGAAC